Molecule: messenger RNA, 958 nt
Organism: Grus americana (Whooping crane)
Lineage: Eukaryota; Metazoa; Chordata; Aves; Gruiformes; Gruidae
Product: voltage-gated potassium channel subunit beta-3-like
Exons: 13
Coding region: 128-958 (276 amino acids)
Biological process (GO): regulation of potassium ion transmembrane transport
Cellular component (GO): voltage-gated potassium channel complex
Molecular function (GO): potassium channel regulator activity; transmembrane transporter binding
Source: RefSeq, a predicted model, not a curated record
CGCAGCGCCGAGCGGGGAGGGGGAGGGGCGGGGGGAGGGGGGGGGAUGGGGGGGUGGGGGAGGGGCAGGGGGGGUCCCCCCUCCACCCCCCCCUCGCUUUGGGGGGAGGGGGCAGCAGAGGGGGGGGAUGAAAGGGAUAAAGGGGGGAGGGGCUGCGGCGGCGGGACCGGCACCGAGAAGGGACCCCCCUGGCUCCGGCAUGAAGUACCGGAACCUGGGGAGGUCGGGGCUGCGGGUCUCCUGCCUCGGGCUGGGUGCCCGGGGGACGUUCGGGGCCGGGAUCUCCGAUGAGGAGGCCGAGCGGGUGCUGAGCGCAGCCUACGAAAGCGGGGUGACCCUCUUCGACGCCGCCGAGGCCUCGGGCAGGGCAGAGGAGAUGCUGGGAAAGAUCCUGAGGAGCAAAGGCUGGAGACGCUCCAGUUACGUCGUCACCACGAGGGUCUUCUGGGGGGGGCAGGCCGACCGGGGGCUCUCGCGGAAACACGUCCUGGAGGGCCUCCGUGGGUCCCUCCAGCGCCUCCAGCUCGAUUACGUCGACGUCGUCUUCGCUGGGCCCCGCCCCGGCCCCGCCCACACCGAAGGGCUCGACCUGACCCUGCGCCUCCUGCGGCUUGAAGAGCUGGUGCGUGCCAUGAGUGACGUCAUCGACCGGGGGCUGGCGCUGUACUGGGGGACGGCAGGGGGGGCACCCGGCGACAUCAUGGACGCCUACGCGGUGGCCCGGCAGUUCAACUUGGUGGCCCCUGUGUGCCAGUGGGCGGAGCUUCCGCCGGAGCCCCGCCUCUUCCGGCAGAUCGCCUGGUCCCUGCGGGCCGAGGGUGUCAGCUCCGUCCUGGUGGGGGCUGGGACCCCCCGACUGCUGCGGGAGCAGCUCCAGGCCCUGCAGGUUCUGCCCCAGCUCGGCCCCGCGGCACUGCACGAGCUCGAGACUGUCCUGGGAGAGGUGGCCCCGCCCUAG